This is a messenger RNA of Pectinophora gossypiella (pink bollworm), 1545 nucleotides long. RefSeq names its product mitochondrial coenzyme A diphosphatase NUDT8-like. The record is from RefSeq and is a predicted model, not a curated record. The coding region runs from base 81 to 764 and encodes 227 amino acids. Lineage: Eukaryota; Metazoa; Arthropoda; Insecta; Lepidoptera; Gelechiidae. Gene Ontology annotation, molecular function: coenzyme A diphosphatase activity. The transcript has a single exon.
UGUCAAAAACAACAUUUUGGUUCGGUGGUUCUGUAAACGUAUAGUUUCAACUUUGGACUUCCAAAAGGCCAUGUUUUUAAAUGACAACAUCUUUUUUUAAAUACACAAUGUCUUUCUCCCCAAAAGUGUUACUGUCCAGUUCCUCCAGAGAGCGAUGUGUGGCCCGUGUGAAAGAACUACCGACCCUAGCAUUCUUCGAAGAAAAACCCACGACUCUCGCUUCGGUCCUCGUUCCACUAUGUGUUGUUGGUGAUGAAGUCCAUAUCCUGUAUACUAAGAGGUCAAUGAACUUGAAGAUACACAAAGGACAGGUGUCUUUUCCUGGCGGGAAGAUGGAUAAUAACGAAAGCGUGGUUGAAACCGCGCUCAGGGAGACAGAAGAAGAGAUUGGGGUCGCCCGGGAAGACGUGGAUGUUUGGGGCCAAAUGUCAGGUAUCCAAGGCCGUAACAAGGAUAUGCUCAUCACGCCAGUUAUUGGGGAGAUCAAGAAUUUCAAAAUGGACAAGCUCACGCCCAAUCCCCAAGAAGUGGAAGAGAUAUUCACCGUCCCUAUAUCAGCUCUGUGCAAUACUGAGAACCAUGCUCAUUUGGAGUUCAAACCUCCUCUACCCGUGUAUAUGUACGGUAAACAUAAAAUAUGGGGUAUUACUGGAUUAAUAACACACUUGUUUUUGCAGUGUUUACUUCCAGAAAAUGUGUAUAGAGUCGAUUUUUUGAGAAAAAAAUUCACCCUAAGCGAGCUUACAAUGCUUUCAAAAUUAUAAGUAAUUGAAUACUUUUGAAAUGAUUGAAUCUGCUUGGUCAGACAGGUAAUGGCUAGGUAAUGGGGACUCUUGGAAACUGUCACCUAAAUAAAAUUGUUAUUUUAGCUUAUUGGAAAGCUGCAUAAUCAGAAAAGAGAACAUGAUACUUUAGUUAUAAAAAGUGUUUUGGUCUACCCAUGUUGGGUUGGGUCACUUAAACUUGAGAACCAUGUUAUAUUAAGUUUCUUCACAAUUUGAACUGUAAAUAACAGUAAACAUCAAAUAUGUUAAUGUGACAGGGUUCUAAAGUGGGUACAUGAUAUUGCUCAUAUAAAUGAAAGUAAUUUUUAAGCACUGCAUGUGUCGACAUAGAAUUAUUCAAGUUACAUUAUGAUUUAUAAAAGUGUAGUGUUAAAAUCAUUUGGAAAUGUUUUCUUUUUUUAAUUUAUAUUUAUUAUAAUUUUACUUUUUGUUAUUGGAUAGCAACUGUUUUGGCUAACUAGUCGUCUGUAACAUAGAAGUAUGAUGCUAACCAUCUUUGGUUGGUAAUGGAUGACCGAGUUCAGAAUGAAAUGUACAUGUAUGUAUAGGCUGUAUGUUAAUAUUGAUGAUGAUGAUGGUGAUAUCCGACCGAUAUUGGCCAUGGCGUCCACUUCGACUCCUAGUCGGCAAGAUGCUAAACGUAAGAAUUUUAUGUGGCGUUCUCUUUCGAAAUCCAGCGAAGAGCCCAGGUAGCCCAGUUGGUAGAACGCUUGCCUCUCACUUUGAGGUUGCAGGUUAGAAUCUUGCACAGGCCUAAACC